AUGUCCGUAGUCCCAGAAUACUUCCAAGGGUUCGGUGUUGAUAAAGCCGAAAACUGGAACAAACCAAAAUUAGUUAAGUACAAGCACAAAACCGUAGGUGACAAUGAUGUUGUAUUGGAAAACAUCGCGUGUGGUCUUUGUGGCUCGGACAUCUUGACCGCAUCUGGUCAAUGGUCCGACCUCUUGAGAGACGAUUUAGUGGUCGGACACGAAAUCAUUGGACAUGUCAUUGCAGUUGGUUCAAAGGUUACCUCAGUUAAGAUCGGUCAAAGAUGUGGUAUCGGUGCUCAUUGUAGCUCAUGUAUGAAAUCAUCAUGCGGUAGAUGUUCCAACGACAACGAACAGUACUGCAAAAACAACGGUGUAGGAACUUACAACGCUGUAGACAAGUCAGCUGGAAAUUAUGUCACUCAAGGUGGAUAUGCCUCUCACUCCGUGGCCCAUGAACAAUUCGUUUUCCCAAUUCCUGAUGCUUUGGAAACUAUUCACGCUGCUCCAUUGAUGUGUGCUGGAUUAACCGUCUUCAGUCCAAUUGUCAGAAACGUCGGCUACGAUGCCAAAGGUAAGACUGUUGGUAUUAUCGGUAUUGGUGGAUUAGGUCACUUGGCUAUUCAAUUCGCUCAUGCAAUUGGUGCUAAGGUUGUUGCAUUUUCAAGAUCUUCAAACAAGAAGGAUCAAGCUAUUAAGAUGGGUGCUGACGCCUUUAUUGCAACUGGUGAAGAAAAGGACUGGACAUCUAAGUAUGAUGAUUACUUCGAUCUCGUCUUAAAUUGUGCCGCUGGUUCAGAUUUGAGCUUAGAUUCUUUCCUUUCAACAUUGAAAGUUGAUGCCAAAUUUGUCUCCGUUGGUUUACCUCCAUCUAAGGAUAAGUACGAGGUUUCACCAUUUGCCUUUGUUGGCAAUGCUGGUAAUUUCGGUUCCUCCUUAUUAGGUAGUAAGAAAGAAGCAUUGGCUAUGUUGGAUAUUGCUGUCAAACAUGGUGUCAAACCAUGGGUUGAAGAGGUUCCAAUUAGUGAAGCUGGCUGUAACACUGCCUUGACAAGAUGUGAAAACGGUGACGUUAGAUAUAGAUUUGUUUUCACAGAAUUUGACAAGGCAUUCAAAUAG
Messenger RNA from Dujonia railenensis, 1107 nucleotides. The record is from the annotation of a GenBank genome assembly. Lineage: Eukaryota; Fungi; Ascomycota; Pichiomycetes; Serinales; Debaryomycetaceae.